UCUGCGACCGCCGGAUUCCUCCGUCAAAACCCUGACACCCUUACUCAAUCUACCGUGCAUCGCCGCCCCCUGCCUGAAAAAGCCAAGUGCUUUUGAAUAUCGUGUCUAUACUAGAUAUCACUCGUGCUAAGGAACGAAAAGUGAAGUUAAAGCAUUGAAUUUGGGAAAUAAAAUGACUUCAGAGAAUGAUCGGGACAACCUGGCUGAAUCACUUAAUGAUCUAUUCACCAAUGUUUCGAAGAUGGUUAAAGGCGAGCUUUAUGAAACUAACAAUCUACUUGAACUUUUGGAGAAAAUGAAUUCAAGAGUUGGUGAAGAAUAUAAAGGCUUUGGUGAUCUGGCUUCCGGUUUGAGAGUUUUUGUUGAGCAGCUCAAAUCCAAAAGCAGCAACUUUGACGAGUAUGUGCACCAGAUUGAUGCAAUAGAGCGGCAAGUAACUGAACUUGAAGUUGUCAUAUCCAUGCUUGAUAAGUAUGUUUCUUUGUUGGAAUCAAAAGUAGAGUCCGUAUACCAUGCUCCAUCUUCAUGACUACAUUGUUUAAUGCAUUUCUUGUUCUUUAAUUUUUUUUAUAGAUCAAAUUUUAUAACACUAUUUCGUCACACAUAGGCUACUUUUGAUGUAUGUGAUGGUAGCAAGCAAUUUGUGUCCUAGUUACUAUAUUAGAGGAUUUAGAGCUAUGUAUUUCCCUCCUUGAAUAUCCAAAAUGCUUACAAUGGAACUAUGUUUCAU
Molecule: messenger RNA, 730 nt
Organism: Cuscuta epithymum
Lineage: Eukaryota; Viridiplantae; Streptophyta; Magnoliopsida; Solanales; Convolvulaceae
Source: the annotation of a GenBank genome assembly